Molecule: messenger RNA, 1628 nt
Organism: Chenopodium quinoa (quinoa)
Lineage: Eukaryota; Viridiplantae; Streptophyta; Magnoliopsida; Caryophyllales; Amaranthaceae
Exons: 3
Coding region: 765-1184 (139 amino acids)
Molecular function (GO): nucleic acid binding; zinc ion binding
Source: RefSeq, a predicted model, not a curated record
UGUUAGUAAUUUUAUGUGUGUUUAUGUGUGUGCCAUUAGGAAUUACUUGAAGCAUUUAACCAAGUUGUGCCCAAAGUAGAAACCAAAUAUUGUGUAAGAAAUAUCUGGGCAAACUUCAAGCUUCAGUUCACUAGGACCCUUUUCAAAGAUCUGUUUUGGCAAGCAGCAAGGGGAACAACUUUGGUUGAUCAUGAAAUUUCCAUGGAGAGCAUUAAAUUUCUCAAUGAAGAUGCAUAUGAAUACCUUGUCAACAUCCCCACAAGGCAUUGGUGUAGGCAUGCUUUCUCAACCAAUUGCAAGUCAAACAUGUUAUUGAACAACAUGUGUGAAACAUUCAACUCAGUGAUAAGGAAGGCAAGAGAUAAAUAUAUUCUCACUCAAAUGGAGUGGAUGAGAAGGUAUAUGAUGAGGAGGUGUAAUGAGAAGUGGGAGGGAGUGCAGAAAUUGAAUGGUAAGAAUAUGCCCUACAUCACCAAGACACUUGAAAAGAUUGAACAUGUGGCUAGAGGAUGCAUUGUGCAACUGUCAAGGGAUGACAACUAUGAGGUGGAGUUUGGAGGAGACCAAGCUGUUGUUGAUAUUCAAGAAAGAACAUGUACAUGCUACCAUUGGCAGCUCACUGGAAUUCCCUGCACACAUGCCUAUGCCUGUUUGAUGGAUAAAAGAGUAGAUCCAAAUGACUAUGUUGAUGAGGCAUACAGUAGGGAGACUUAUCUGAUGGUACUCUCAUACUUCCUGUACCAGGUGAUAAGCACUGGGAGAAGAUGGGAUUCAGGAAACCAUUGCCUCCUGUCAUAAGGGUCUUACCAGGAAGACCUAAGUCUAGGAAAAGGAAGAAAGAGCAAGGAGAAGAUCAAGAUAAAGUUGCCCCUCCUAAAAAGACUACAAGAUGUAGCAAGUGCAAGCAAUUGGGACACAAUAAGAAGACUUGCAAGAAUGAAGCUGCUGCUCAGCUGGACAAACAAAUUGACAAAGGUGGCAUACCUCCUUCAGAAACACCUUGGGUUAAAGAGCAAAGGAAGAAGAGGGAAGUCAAGGAAUUGAGUAAGGUGGCUGCAAGUGGAACCCAACAAGCUGCUGCUGCUGCUGCUUCUUCUCAGCAUGGUUCACAGUCUGCUGUUGACCACCCAAUUCAAUCCACUCAGCAAAGUCAAACUAUACGGAUAGAAGUGGGGAUCAUAUGAUGAGAGUGGUAAUUUUCAAAAAAAAAAAAAAUACAAGGUGAUAAUUGCUAAAAUGACCAAAGUAGAAGGUGAUAAUUGUCAAAAUUUCCUUAUAUAUAUAUAAAGUUACAUAAAACUCUAAAUCAUUUUAAGUAUAGUUUUUAAGACAGUAACGUUUAGUUAUGUAAAUGGUCAAACUAUACGGAUGUCAAUAUUAAAUAUGUCAGUUCCUGUUACGGAGAUAAUUUUCCUUUUGGAGACAUUUACAAAUUCUCGUCCUGUAAGAACAACUGAACAAGUUUCAUUUUUAAGACGAGCUUAAUAAAACGUUUUGGUCCUCAAAUAAAUUACUAAACCCAAAAAGGCUUAAAAAUAGUCCAAGUUUAUAGAGAGAUUUAUUUAAUAGAAUUCACUGCUGUACAAAACCAAAAUAAGAUGGAAAUUAAAAAAAAAAAAAAAAAAAAA